Molecule: messenger RNA, 3195 nt
Organism: Cuscuta campestris
Lineage: Eukaryota; Viridiplantae; Streptophyta; Magnoliopsida; Solanales; Convolvulaceae
Source: the annotation of a GenBank genome assembly
UUAUAUAUUAAUAAUCUAUAUGUUAAGACAAAUCAAACAAGAUUACACAUGAGUAUAUUUAGGCUUACACAUUGAGAGAAUUUGAUGAGUCAAAGUGCUUAGAUGAACAGUUUCAAAAGUCAAAAGUGGACGAAUAUGGCGGGACGGAGGGAGUAUUUUUUAUUUUUAAUCGAUAUACUAAUUUUAAAUAAAAUAAUUUUAAAAAAUGAGAAAUUUUGACUCGUAAAUCCUAAUUUGUAAUCAAAUUUGAGACAGGAGUAAAUAGUAGAAAAAUUUACCUAAAUAGGACUAAAACAUAAUGACUUUCCCAAUAUAGGACAAUAUGUUUUUAUUUCCUAAUGUAGGACUUUUGGUCAUUAUCAAGUAGUCAUUAUUCAAGUAAAUGUCCAUCAUUACUGGACAUUAUUUCUCCCACUAAGUCAUUAUUAAGUCCUAUUUAGGGAAUAAAAAAGUUUAAGUCCUACAUUGGGAAAGUCAUUAUGUUUUAGUCCUACUUAGUGCAAAUUUUACUAAAUAGUAUUUAUAAAUACACACAAAUUUCAUUAAAAUUUAAAAGUUCUAAAAAAACAUGGUCUAAUAAAACUACUCCGUAUUUUAUUUCAUGAAAUAGCUAGGGAGUAAUUUUUUCAACAUUGUUACGGAGUAUUUUAGGAGUAUUCAAUUUGUGUCCAGUUUGAUCAGAUCAAACUGACAAACUAUACCAUGAGAAAGAGUAUGCGUAAAUGACAUGCCGAAUCCGAAGCUGCGGAGAUUUCCGAACUUUAAAGCGAACACACGCUCGGUUGAUCAUCAACGGCUUCAACUCCGACCGCCACGCUCUCCGACAACUCGUUUACGUCUCUGCGGUGGUUCUCUCGACGGCGAUUCACUAUGCCCACAAACUGUUCGACGAAAUUCUUCAACCAGACCUCUUCAUGUGGAACACGAUGCUCAGAGGCUCUGCCCAGAGCCCCAGACCGUCUCUCGCCGUAUCAUUGUACGCAAAGAUGGAGAAACUCCACGUGUGCCCGGAUAACUAUACCUUUCCGUUCUUGCUCAAGGCCUGCACAAGGCUUUCUUGGGUGAAAACAGGGUUUGUAACUCAUGGAAAGAUUGUAAAACAUGGGUUUGAAUCCAACAAGCAUGCUAGGAAUUCCCUCAUACAUUUCCAUUCCAAUUGCGGGGACAUAAAGAUUGCAAGUUGGCUCUUUUACUGUUUUGCGGUGAGGGACGUAGUUGCUUGGUCUGCUCUGACAGCAGGCUAUGCCCAGAGAGGGGAGUUGGAAGUUGCGAGGAAACUGUUCGAUGAAAUGCCAAUGAAGGACUUGGUGUCUUGGAAUGUGAUGAUAACUGGAUAUGUGAAACAGGGGAAGAUGGAUAGUGCAAGAGAGCUCUUUAAUAUGGUUCCAACAAAGGAUGUCGUGACAUGGAACACACUGAUCUCCGGCUAUGUUCAUUCCGGCGAGUACAAACAGGCGCUGGAGAUGUACGAGGAAAUGAGGAAGACAGGGGAACAACCUGAUGAGGCAACCAUGUUAAGCCUUUUGUCAGCCUGCACGGACUCAAAUUCUCUGGAUGUUGGUAAAAAGAUUCAUUUCACAAUCACAAAGAUAAUCGGGACAGAUGAAUUAGGUGUCUUUCUUGGAAAUGCACUCGUAGACAUGUAUGCCAGAUGUGGGAGCAUCAAGAACUCACUUGAAGUGUUCCAAAGCAUGGGAGAAAAGGACGUUUCGACUUGGAAUCUCAUCAUCAGAGGGCUAGCUAUCAAUGGUCACCCUAAAGAUUCAAUCUUUCUCUUUGAGAAGAUGAGGAGAAUGAAGCUGGCGCCAGAUGAAGUCACUUUCAUUGGAGUACUAGUAGCUUGCAGUCAUUCUGGAAAAGUGAACGAAGGGCACGAGUACUUCAAAAUGAUGAGAGUUGAGUACGGUAUUGAGCCGAACAUCAAACACUACGGAUGCAUGGUUGACAUGCUGGCCCGUGCUGGGAUGCUGGGCGAAGCCUUUGAGUUCAUAGGUGGAAUGGAGAUUGAGCCGAAUGCCAUCAUUUGGAGGACUGUGUUAGGGGCUUGUAAGGUUCAUGGUCAAGUUGAGCUAGGGAGGGCUGCAAAUGCGCAGCUGAGAAAGUUAGGAGCAGGGGAGAGCGGCGAUUAUGUGUUGCUCUCUAACAUAUAUGCCUCACGGGGCGAGUGGAGUGGCGCUGAAAGCCUGAGGAAGGAGAUGGAUGUUAGUAGAGUCUGGAAACAGCCUGGUUCUAGUCUCAUUGAAGCAGAUGAGAAAGCUUUCUUUAACUUCUUGUUUGCUUGAUUUAUUCAGAAUCUAAAACAAUGUAAACGGGGAUAUCACCUAAAACCCUAGGUCUACCGCUGCAAGUCCGUCUCUCGAUCCGCCGGUCGCCUGCGCCAGUUGUCCUCGCCGGAACGCCAGCAGUCCCUCGCCGGUGAACCGCCUCACGUCCGUCCGUCAUAGAUUGUCGUCGGCGUUCGUCCAUCGUCAGCCAGCCCGUCCAGCAGCUGACCUCCUUCCGUCUAUAAUAGUCCGCCUCUCGUUCAACCGAAUCGAGAGCAUCCCCGUCCGCUGCCGCCAUCCGAUUGCAGAGCAUCGCCGUCGCUGACCGUCUAGAUCCGAUCUUGGAGCUCCGCCGGUUUUUGAUCCCCCGCCGGCCGAAUUCCGUGUUCCUCAAUCAAUUCGGUGGUCUCGUCUAUUCAGAUCGCCGGCCAAAUUCAGUCGCCCAAGCCUCUUCGCCGGUUCUUCAUUGUCUGCUGGUGUCACCUCUUCUGUCCGCCGAUUCACCAUUCCCAAAAAUUUCCAUCUGCUUGUACUUGGAGGUAAUUGUAUUUGAAGAAAAAGUGGGCAGGCAUAUAGAGUUGGGCUGUAAAUUUGGUUAAGCACCCGUCGUCCACAAAGUAGCCUUAAGCCAUAUCCAAUCACACGUCUUCACAGUGUUGGAUAGAGUUUUAUUUGGUGUCAAACAUCAUCAUCAUCAAAUUGAUAUAACAAUAUGACCUCUACCUCGUGUGAAUGGUUGAUUGAUAGUGGUGCUUCUCAUCAUAUGACGGGUACUCUGUCUCACAUGUUCAAUAUUGAGGAUGUGUUAUCUCAUCCUAUUUGUCUUCCGGAUGGCUCCUGGAUUCAGGCUACUAAAAAGGGAAGUGUCCGUGUGACCCCUAGUUUGGUUCUUCAUCAUGUGUUUUACGUUCCCACGUUGCAUUGUCAUUUG